CAUUUUUCCUUGCAGUGAGAUAAUAGUUAGACGAUAGAACGAGAAUUACAAUCAUUUGUCGGCCUCAGAUGAGGAACACAUUUCUACACGUUUGGCACAAAACAACCAAAAUUGUAAACUGAUGAAAUGACAAAUCAUGAAAUGUCCGACACCUGCUGGCAGAUGCAAGACGUCAACAAUAUAAUUUCAUUUUUGGGUAGUAUUUGCUGUUAGUGUCAGAGUUAUUGGCUGUUGGCCUCAUUGCGAAUACAUCUUAUACAUUUUUGGAUCUCCGUAGCAAGCAAAAGGUUAAACGGGUACUUCCUCUCCUUUCCCCGGCUUUUGCUUUUAAAACAUCUUUUUAUGUCGAUCUAAACUGGAACAAAUCCUAAAUGCACUCGGACAUAAAAAGCCUUGGAGCUGCAGGGGUUUAAAAGUGUCAUUGUCCUCCUGCUGUGUAGUGUUGGCUGCAGUAGCUCCGUGUUAUAGAAAUGCUGGUUUUGUUGAAGUGAGCCGCUGCAUGCUGCGCUGGAGUUGCCUGGUUUCAGUUGCCUGUGUUUGUGUGUUACCUACCUGAAGUGCUGCUGUGCCCCUUUUAAGGGAUAAAUAAAUGUAUAACAGCCUCUACUGACCCCAUGUCUACUCACAUGUUUUAUAAUGCACCCUUGUGAAGAGAGAGGACACCUCACUGCAGGUUUUCUAGACUCUCAGCCUCUGAGGGAGGCUGAUGAGGAUUUGGCGUCAGAAGUCAGCCUGAACAACUCCAACAUGACCGAGGAGGAGAGAGAAGAGAUUCUGCAGGAGAUGACUAAACUGGAAGAAGAGAUCAGCACACUGAAGCAGGUCCUGUUGUCCAAGGAGAAGCAGCACGCGGAGCUCAAACAGAAGCUGGGCAUCACUCCUCUCAGCGAGUUCAGGAACAACUUCAGCAGAGGCUGGCAGGACAUGCAGAGCUCCACGGCAUACAAGAAGACAUCAGAGACGCUGUCUACCGCGGGACAGAAAACCUCAGCUGCCUUCAGUAACUUCGGGAGCGCCAUCACCAGGAAGUUCGGAGACAUGAGAUCCAACUCAAUAGGAUACUCUGUCAGGCAUUCUGUGAGCAUGCCUACCAUGAGAAACUCACCCAGCUUCAGAUCCUUUGAAGAGAAAGUUGAAAAUACAGUUUCCACCAUUAAGACUAAAGUUGGAGGCACUGGGACCGGAGGCAGCUUCGAGGAAGUCCUCUCGUCUGCAGCCAACGCCAGCUCUCAGGAAACGCCCACCAACAACCUGACGGACAUCUCCGAGAAACCCUGUUAGGGCUCCGGACCGCCGUCUUGCUGUGUCACAGCACAUUGUUGUGGAUCUACUAGAAUUUCUGACCAAAGCGGAAAGCGGUGUUUUUGAUUUGCAGACAAAUCUCGUGUAAAUCCUGUGAGUCCAACGAAACUCCUGGCAACGCCACGUUAUUUAGGCUUGGCUAAAACACCUUUGUUUUUAAUUUGGAAAAUCAAGGUGGCUGAUUUUUAAAAGCAUUUGAAAUCUCAUGAGGUAAACAAUGAACUUUGAACAUUGAUCAUAGUCCACUUUUCAGCUCUUGCUGUGGAAAAGAUUGUUCUAAAAUUGAACAGAGGAUCAAUCUGACACUAGUAAAACAGCUCCAUCCAUCUUCAGUCUGCUGCACUAUAAGUAAUUCUUCACGUUUUACUUGAACAGUUUUAUCCACUAAAACAGGGAGAAGCUUUCAGUCACAGAUGAUGUUACACUACCAAACCUACAGAAGGCUGUUAAGAAGUAAAAUGUCUUGCAUGUUACAGUGUCCCAUUCACUUUGUUACAUGUUAAACACUGAUAAAACAUCUGUGUAUGUGUGUCGUGUG
Messenger RNA from Poecilia latipinna (sailfin molly), 1840 nucleotides. RefSeq names its product tpd52 like 1 (gene tpd52l1). Lineage: Eukaryota; Metazoa; Chordata; Actinopteri; Cyprinodontiformes; Poeciliidae. The record is from RefSeq and is a predicted model, not a curated record. Bases 637 to 1281 code for a protein of 214 amino acids. Gene Ontology annotation, biological process: positive regulation of MAP kinase activity; positive regulation of apoptotic signaling pathway. Gene Ontology annotation, cellular component: cytoplasm. The transcript has 8 exons.